GUGUGAUUGUUGCCCAGGCACCCCGUAUGAAUACUCAUGUGACAGGGAAUCGAUUUCGAGAUCUCGAUAGAUGAGUCGGGCAGCUCUGCUGAAAAUCGACAGCACUGCGACCUGCUUCAAUGCGGUUUGUUUCGCUUUCUCGCUUUGUCCAUACUCGAAAUCUUGGGUAUCCUUGACCUCCAAGAUCUAGGUACGGUGAAGCCGCCGAACAACGAUGUUCUCGGCCGGAAGAAUUUCGCCCUGGCCUGGUCAGUCCGAGGCUCAACAGCUUCGCGAAUGCACCCGUAAGAUUUCGUUCCUGGGCCCACUUAAAAGUUCCUGGGGAAGUGCUUGAAGAAUGCGCCCGUCAUCGGUUUCCUCCUCCAUGAUCAAUCAUUCGCAAUGGCUCAAAAUGGCGUGAAUGGGAUGCAUGACGAAACUGUCGAGCUUUGGAGACAUCCUCAUCCAGAGAAAUCCGAGUUUUAUGCUUUCCAGCAGCAUGUCGCAAAGAAGCAUGGUGUCCCAACAACUGCCUACCAUGACCUCUGGCAAUGGAGUGUUGAUCACCCAGGCGCCUUUUGGGAGGAGGUCUAUAACUAUACGGGAAUAAGAGCGCAUAAACGGUAUGAUUUUGUCCUGGACGAGUCCUUGCCCAUGUUCCCUAAGCCGACCUUCUUUGCUGGCUGCGAGUUGAAUUUCGCUGAAAACCUCCUGUUCCCUGCUUCAAAUCCUCCACCCGACUCUCUCGCCAUCAUCGCGGCCACAGAACAGACUCGUGAGCAAGUGACAUGGGCAGAGCUGCGAGAGCGUGUCCGGUUAUGCGCCGCAGCCAUGGAGGCUUAUGGCCUCAAACAAGGGGAAAGAGUGGCGGGUUACCUUGCAAAUCAUGCGAAUGCAGUCAUCGCCAUGCUUGCAGCAACCUCCCUGGGUGCAAUAUGGUCCGGGGUCAGCCCUGAUACUGGCGUGCAUGCGGUCCUCGACAGACUGAAGCAAAUCGAGCCUGUUUUACUUUUAGCAGACAAUGCGGUGACAUACAAUGGCAAGACUCACGAAACUCACAGCAAGAUAUCCCAUGUCAUUGCUGACCUACCAUCAAUCCGGAACGUUGUCAUAUUCCAGACAGUCGCAGGACAUCAUUUCGACCUACCGUCUCUGGAACGUCAGCCCAACACUACGGUGGAGACAUAUUCUACUUUCUUGUCUAAAGGCCAUUCUGCACGACCUCUGGAAUUUACAUAUCUUCAUCCCGAACACCCCGUAUAUAUCCUCUAUUCCUCCGGCACGACUGGAAUUCCGAAGCCGAUUGUGCAUGCUUCCCUGGGCACACUUCUCCAACACAAGAAGGAGCAUCUAAUACAGUCCGGUAUCAGACCCGGCGAGAGACUACUUUACUUUACUACAGUUACGUGGAUGAUGUGGCAUUGGCUAGUGUCAGGCCUUGCAAGUGGAGCGACUAUUGUGGUAUACGACGGGUCACCGUUCCAGCCUCAUAAAGAGAUGAGUAUGCCACUACUUAUCGAUGAACUAAAACUCAAUCAUUUCGGGACGUCGGCUAAGUACCUCUCCGUCCUUGAGCAAGCCAACCUCCUCCCGAGAGAAGCGUCUCCCAAGACCGCAACACUCGAAUCUCUCAAGUCAAUAUUUUCCACCGGCUCCCCUCUCGCACCGAGCACGUUUCAAUACGUCUACAAGAACCUCUCGCCACCGUCACCACAUCCUGGCAUUCUCUUGGGCUCAAUAACCGGCGGCACCGAUAUCAUCUCUCUUUUUGGCGCGCCUUGUUCCAUCCUUCCGGUGUAUAUGGGUGAAAUUCAAUGCCGCGGCCUGGGUAUGUCUGUCAAGGCCUUCGCGCCUGACGGCACGGACAUCUCAUGCACAGGUCAAGCAGGCGAACUUGUGUGCACCGUGCCUUUUCCUUGUCAACCGUGCAUGUUCUGGCCUCCAGGCCCUAAAGGGGAGGCGCGGUACAAAUCUUCAUACUUCGAAUCGUUCAAAGAUCAGAAAUCGGGAGAGCCUAUUUGGACCCACGGAGACUUUGUCCGCUUCAACCCUAAGACCGGCGGUAUCUGGAUGCUCGGUCGUUCCGAUGGUGUUCUCAAUCCAAUGGGGGUCCGCUUCGGGUCAAGCGAGAUCUACAACAUUUUGCUCAAGCACUUUGCGAGAGAAGUCGAAGAUGCACUGUGCAUAGGACGUAAGCGCGAGCAGGAUGUGGACGAAGUGGUGGUUCUGUUCCUCAAGAUGUCUGCCGGUCAGAGCUUCUCCAGCGAACUCUCACACAGAAUACAAGCAGUCGUCAAGAAAGAGCUCAGUGCGAGACAUGUACCAAAAAUCAUAGACGAAUGUCCCGAGAUACCGGUCACUACGAAUGGCAAGAAGGUGGAGGGUGCCGUGAAGCAAAUCCUCAGUGGACUGAACAUUAAAACAAGUGCAAGCGUGGCCAAUAGCAGCUGCCUGGAUUGGUACAAGCAGUGGGCAGAGUCGCAUUAGAAUGCUGAAUUCCAUGACGCUUCACCAGUACCUACUUUUAAUAUCACAGAAAUGGCAGUGCAUUGCUCC
This is a messenger RNA of Exophiala xenobiotica, 2535 nucleotides long. Its product is annotated as acetoacetate-CoA ligase. Bases 382 to 2466 code for a protein of 694 amino acids. NCBI's taxonomy places the organism in Eukaryota, Fungi, Ascomycota, Eurotiomycetes, Chaetothyriales, Herpotrichiellaceae. Gene Ontology annotation, molecular function: acetoacetate-CoA ligase activity. The transcript is spliced from 2 exons. Gene Ontology annotation, biological process: lipid metabolic process. Gene Ontology annotation, cellular component: cytosol. The record is from RefSeq and is a predicted model, not a curated record.